AUGGGACAUUUCUACUCCUUUGGUAUCACCAAUGGAGACACAGCCACGCCCCGGAUUGAUGAUGGAAGCUCUCCUGUAGUCUCCCUUGCUGUCAACAUUCCCUUUUUUGGACAAAUAUACCACCAGUUAUAUGUGAACAACAAUGGCUUCAUAACAUUUGACACACCCAUGAGUACUUAUGUCCCCUAUCGAUUUCCGGCCCGCUCAGGCAUUGAUAUCAUUGCGGGUUUCUGGACCGAUAUCGACGAUAGAAACAAUGGGAUCAUCUCAUACCGACAGGUUACCAGUGGAAGUGUCCUUCAACAGGCUACAAGUGACAUCAACCAAUACUUCCCUCUGAUCCAAUUUACCGCCAGAUGGGUUUUUAUGGCAACUUGGGAUAGGGUGGCCUAUUACCCAAAUAGUGGCACGGAAACCACAUUCCAGGUUGUUCUUAUCUCAGAUGGGACAUAUUCUUUUGUUCUCCUGAACUAUGGAAUUAUAGCAGCAACUAAUAAAGUUAUAGAGGCUGGAUAUGACACAAGAACCUCAGACCAUCAUUUUGUCAUCCCUGGAUCCUUUCAAAGCAACAUUACCAAUCUGAUGUACACCAGCAACGUCAAUGUUCCGGGACGCUGGGCAUUUCGUACUGAUUCUGGAAACACCGGCUGCAUGUUUAAUGGCAAUCCGGUGCAGGUGGGAUACAGCUUUUGGAGUGACCAUACAUGCCGGAGUAAGUGCACCUGUGUGAGCAGUGGCAAUCUGAGAUGCCAAACUCAGCCGUGUGGCUUCGACCAGGUGUGCCAGGUCUCCACUUUCCAGUACUCCUGCCAGACUGUGCCGAGAAGGACCUGCACCAUUGCAGGGGACCCCCACUACUACACCUUCGACGGCAGACUCUUUCACUUCCAGGGCACCUGCACAUAUGUUCUCUCCCAGACCUGUGGCAGCAGAGCCCAGGGGCUAGCGCCUUACCGCGUGGAGGGCAAGAACGAAAACCGCGGGAACACAGUGGUGGCGUGGACAAAGCUUGUGCGGAUUAUUGUCUACGGAGAGGAGAUUGAGCUGGUGAAGGGCAACACAGCUCAGGCCAAGGUGAACGGCAGCUUUGCCACAGCUCCUUUCUCUCUGCACAAUGGGACUGUCCGUAUCUAUCAGACUGGAUUCUCUCUGGCAGUCAGCACUGACUUUGGCUUGACAGUGGCAUAUGACGGCUACAGCUAUGUUACCAUCAGUGUGCCAUAUGACUACCUCAAUGCCACCUGUGGCCUCUGUGGCACCUUCAAUAACAACCCUGCAGACGAUUUUCUCUCCUCUUCUGGCAGCGUCCUGAGCUCCGAUGUAAACUUUGCCAACAGCUGGCAGGUGUACAGUGAUAGUGAACCAGGCUGUCAGCCUCCUUGUGUGGGGGCAUCUUGUGCAGUGUGCCAGCCACAACAACGAACCCUCUUUUCCAGCAUUUCCCACUGUGGCAUACUGGAAAAUCCUGUGGGAGCCUUCAAUGUCUGCCAUUCCAGGCUGCCCCCCAGCUCUUUCGUAGAAAGCUGUGUCUAUGACUUAUGUGUGGGUAGAGGAUACCAGCCUAUCUUGUGCCAGGCACUGAAUGUAUACGCUACGCAAUGCCAACAGGAAGGACUCCAUCCUGGUCAAUGGAGAAGACAAGGAUUCUGCGAAAUCGCUUGCCCUGCCAACAGCCACUUUGAACCUCAGGGCACAGGAUGUCCUGCUACAUGCGCUGACCCUCAAGCGCCAUCCCACUGCCCUCUGCCCUCUCAGGAGAGCUGUAUAUGUGACACAGGGUUUGUUCUGAGCGCAGGGACGUGCGUUCCUGCGGCCCAGUGUGGCUGCACCUUUGAGGGGCGGUACUACAGUUUCGGCCAGACCGCGCUGUUGGGUGCGGAUUGCGGCCGCAGGUGCACGUGCCAAAAUGGUCAGAUGAGCUGCCAGGCUCAUGCGUGUGGCCCCCAGGAGGCCUGCCGCAUUGAGAAUGGUGAGCGAGGCUGCUACCCCCUGAGCUAUAACAUGUGCUGGGUGGAAGGGGCCAGGCGGUACCGCACUUUUGACGGGCUGACAUUCGAGUACCCUGGAGCCUGUAGCCUGACCCUGUCCAAGGUGAUGGGGCAGUCCUCCUUGCGCCGCUUCCUGGUGACUGCUAAGAAGGUACCCAGAGGCACACCGGGAGUUGAAUUUGCCCGAAUCCUGAGAUUUGAGACCAGUGGUGUGGAGAUUUCCAUUAAAAUGGGACCAAAUCCCAUUGUACAGGUGGGUGGACAGAGUAUAAGCCUGCCUUUCAGAAGAGAGGCAGAAGGGGUCCAGGUGUACUUGGCCAGUUUGAGCCGGGUGGUAGUACAGACUGACUUUGGUGUCCGCAUGGAAGCAGACUGGCCUCACCUGGUGAGGUUGACGGUUCCCAGCACUUACAAUGGGACACUUGGAGGGCUCUGCGGGAACGACAACGGAUAUGAGACUUGUUUCAGCAGCUCGGGCACAAUGUCACUGUCCAGAUGCCUGCUGUUUGAAGAAGGAUUCCCUCCCCACAUUUUGCAUCUCAAUGAUCCCAACUGCACUGGGACUGUUGUUGAUGGUCGGGUGGAAUUUCUCUUUGACAAUGACAACCAAUCCUGUGGAACAUCACUGAUGACAAACGGCACACAUUUCAUCUAUAAAAACUCCAUCCAAGGGGCCAUUGACUCCAGUGGUGGGGUCAUCAGUCGGACAAAGCAAAUAGACCUGAAGUUCAGCUGCGAGUACCUACUGUCUGAGACCAUGUCUUUGCGCUUUGGCAUUCAUCCAUUGGAGAGCAUUGUGAGGAAGAAGAUACCAUCAGGCAUUGGGACCUACCAGGUGCGCUUGGUUCCUUACCAAGAUCCACAGUUCAGUCAUCCUUUCACGGGGUCUCAAGUGGACCUAGCGCUCAACCAGAGGAUUUAUAUUGGAGUUUCUGUGAGUGGAGUGGAUGACCGGCAGUUCUCCAGUGUCCUUGAGUCCUGUUGGGCAACUCCUGUGAACGACCCAUUUUACAGCAUUCGAUGGAACCUCAUUACCCACGAGUGCCCCAGCUCUGAUGACAAGACAGUGGAGAUCAUCCAGAACGGUGUCUCUACCACCAGCCAGUUCUCCUUCAUGAUGUUUACGUUUGCAGGAAACACCUCCACAAUCUUCCUGCACUGUCAAGUCAAGAUCUGCUUACUUGCAGGCAAUGACUGCACUGCGCGGUGUUACCCAGGAUACCAUCGCAGAGUGGCCAGGGCUGUGAAUUUCCAUGAUGGAACCUCAAUUUCAAUGGGCCCUCUGACUUGGUCACAGCAAAGAUCAGAUCAAAAAGUUCGAUCUGUGACGGAUGGAUCGUCUGUUUUCUAACCCAGCCUCCUUCUGCUGCUGUGUGUUAUUAGUGCUAUGCUGAUGGGAGAGAUAUCAGUGAUCUUUCAAAUUUAAAGACUAAAUUUAGAGUUUCAGGGAUACUUGUAUUGGGGACACACUACUACCUUUUCAUUGCCAUUUAAGCAGUUGAAUGUUUGGUAUAGUAUAGAUGGAGUGAGUCAUUAGCUAUACAAUACAGUUCUACCAAUAUUCCUAGAUAUAUUCCAUUUCCUUCACCAAGCAAACUGUUUCUAAUAAACAGAAGAAUGCUAAUUAGUAAGCAA
Messenger RNA from Lepisosteus oculatus (spotted gar), 3623 nucleotides. NCBI's taxonomy places the organism in Eukaryota, Metazoa, Chordata, Actinopteri, Semionotiformes, Lepisosteidae. The record is from RefSeq and is a predicted model, not a curated record.